Messenger RNA from Salvia hispanica, 551 nucleotides. The record is from RefSeq and is a predicted model, not a curated record. Lineage: Eukaryota; Viridiplantae; Streptophyta; Magnoliopsida; Lamiales; Lamiaceae.
AAAGAUUUGCUCGUAGCAAAGAAACAACUAGCUAGCAAUGGGUUACAAGCAAUCCCCGGCCUCGAUUGCGGUGGCUCUCCUCCUCUUGGCCACCGCGACUCCUCUUGCCUACGGCCAAUUACAAGAAACUACUGGCUUCGUCACUGGUAAAAUAUGCUGCACAUCCAGCGGAAACUGCCCCCCUGGGUCGGUAGGGAUCCCGGGAGUGGUGGUGAGGCUGAACUGCACCACUAUCUUUGGUGGGAUGGUGACGCUCGCCCAGGGCGUCACCAACUCCACCGGUGUUUUCAACCUCACUUUGCCAAAUUUACUUGGCUCGUUAGGCCCUGUCAUCAGCACAGUCCUACCAUGUGUUUAGCAUCGUGAGCAUUGGCUAAGGGGUGGUAUAGUACAUUAGUACAUAUCAUCAUCAACAAGUCUUCUCUAUUUACCUUAAUAAAAUAAAAUGUACGUAGAUAAACAAGCAAUAAGCAUGCUUAUAUGCAUGUAUAUAUAAUCAUAGCUUAUUUUGAUGCCUCAUUUUGUAUCCGUUAAGCCCGAAUAAUAAAUAA